Molecule: messenger RNA, 508 nt
Organism: Cephus cinctus (wheat stem sawfly)
Lineage: Eukaryota; Metazoa; Arthropoda; Insecta; Hymenoptera; Cephidae
Exons: 3
Coding region: 171-497 (108 amino acids)
Source: RefSeq, a predicted model, not a curated record
UUCUAAAAACAGUAGUAACAGUGAACCGAGGAAGCCGAUUACUAAAAUACUUGCUAUCGAUCUGAAGUAGUAUAUGGAAGGAAGGAAGGAAGGAAGUCUGAGGACCGAUUUUCCAGAUUUCGUAUCCUAGAUAUUUGAUACUAGAUGAAGUUCUCGGAUCCAAGCCAUACAUGUCUCCUGUAACGACUUUGUUGUCAUGCAUCAAGCGCACAAGAUCACAGUCAGAAUGCAGCUGUUCAAGAAUUGAUAGUUCUGCCAAUGUUGACGGAAUCGAAAAGCCCAAAAAAAUACGACAAACAUCUGGGGUGGAGAAUCCACUAAAGGAUGUGAUAGAAACUAGAAUGAAGGCAGAAGAGGCAGCAGAAGAAAGACAUCAAGAGAAUAUGGCUACGCAAGGGAGAUACCACCAAGAAACGACAGUGUUUCGAAAAAGAUUCCUCACUGCUUUUGUGAAAAUGGCUGACGUCCUACAAAAAAAAAAUAAACACGUUUUUUAACAUCUACAAAA